Molecule: messenger RNA, 552 nt
Organism: Ascochyta rabiei
Lineage: Eukaryota; Fungi; Ascomycota; Dothideomycetes; Pleosporales; Didymellaceae
Exons: 3
Coding region: 1-552 (183 amino acids)
Source: RefSeq, a predicted model, not a curated record
AUGUCUGAAUCAUUGGCUGCAUUCCGUACAGGGCGCAGCAAGGACCUCGCUCAGCUUGCAGAGGACCACAUGCACCAUGACUUGAAUCAGCAGGACCAGGACCUUCUGAAGAGCGCAGCCAAGAAGGUUGGGACGCACGCGACAGUCGCCUCUCUGGCUGGUCUUGGACUGGGGGUUUUUGCUGCGGUUCGUCUGCGCAGCAUGCGCGUGGCCUACUUCAAGGCCUUCAGGGCGAUGGAGAAGCCUGUUGAGCUUCGCUUUGCCGACGGCCGGACCGAGCCCAUUCCCGACAUUUCGGCCCAGCUGGCGCCCUCGAAAUGGGGUGAUGCGGCGACCUACUUCUUCUUCUCAGUCGCCGGUCUCUUCCUCGGUGGUGAGCUCGGGUUGAUCACAGGCACUGCGUCGGCCACCAGGACCAUCACAAGCGACCCAGCAGCGAAGGAGCGCAUCGAGAAGGCCUUCAAGAACUAUCGUGUCGAUGUCCUGAAGCGCGAGAUCAAGCAGCUCGAGGGCAAGAGCACAUUCGAGCAGAUGUUCAGCUCGUCAUCGUGA